Molecule: messenger RNA, 2158 nt
Organism: Eruca vesicaria subsp. sativa (arugula)
Lineage: Eukaryota; Viridiplantae; Streptophyta; Magnoliopsida; Brassicales; Brassicaceae
Source: the annotation of a GenBank genome assembly
AUGGAGCUCUCGAUCUCCCAAUCACCACGUCUUCAAUUCUCAUCUAUCUCCCAUCGUUUCUUAGCAUCUUCUCAUCAUCAUCAACCUUCCGUGCAUUUAUCUAGGAAGCUUUUAACCUGUCCUAAAGAUGCUUCCUUCACGAGCUUAUCAAGUUCUAGUAUGCGGUCGAAAUGUAUUUCAACUAAUUACAGAAAAAUCUCGAUCCGGGCAUGUUCACAGGUUGGUGCUGCUGGUUCUGAUCCAGUUCUGGAUAGAAUCUCGCAUUUUCAAAAUGCUUGCUGGAGAUUUCUUAGGCCACAUACGAUCCGUGGAACAGCUUUGGGAUCAACUGCCUUGGUGGCAAGAGCUUUGAUAGAGAACACUCAUCUCAUCAAAUGGGGUCUUGUACUCAAGGCGCUUUCAGGUCUUCUUGCUCUUAUAUGUGGAAAUGGUUAUAUAGUUGGCAUCAAUCAGAUCUACGACAUUGGAAUUGACAAAGUGAACAAACCAUAUUUGCCAAUAGCAGCAGGAGAUCUCUCAGUGCAGUCUGCGUGGCUGUUGGUGAUAUUCUUUGCAAUUGCAGGGCUAUUAGUUGUUGGAUUCAACUUUGGUCCAUUCAUUACAUGCCUAUACUCUCUUGGUCUUUUUCUGGGGACUAUCUAUUCUGUUCCACCAUUAAGAAUGAAACGAUUUCCAGUUGCAGCUUUUCUUAUUAUUGCCACGGUACGAGGUUUCCUUCUUAAUUUUGGUGUGUACCAUGCUACAAGAGCUGCCCUUGGACUUUCGUUUCAGUGGAGUGCACCUGUGGCUUUCAUAACGUCUUUUGUGACACUGUUUGCACUGGUCAUUGCUAUUACAAAAGAUCUUCCUGAUGUUGAAGGAGAUCGCAAGUUCCAAAUAUCAACCCUAGCAACAAAGCUUGGAGUGAGAAACAUUGCAUUCCUAGGUUCUGGACUUCUGCUUGUGAACUAUAUUUCUGCAAUAUCACUAGCUUUCUACAUGCCUCAGGUUUUCAGAGGUAGCUUGAUGAUUCCUGCACAUAUGAUCUUGGCUUCAUGCUUGAUUUUCCAGACAUGGGUACUAGAAAAAGCAAACUACACCAAGGAAGCUAUUGCAGGAUAUUACCGGUUUAUAUGGAAUCUUUUCUAUGCUGAGGUUUUCCCCCGUCCUGUUGAAGCUUGUUGUUCACUCUCGCCGCCGUCACUCUCACCUCCUCGACGCGUAACGAUCUCAGGUGAUCCUCUUCCUCCAAAUCAUCUCUGCGCACUCUCUCUUAUUAAACGUUUGGAUUUUUGCUCAUACUCUGUUUCUAUCGCAGCCAUGGCCGCCGCCGUAGAAAUCGACGCAGAGAUUCAGCAGCAGCUUACCAACGAGGUCAAGCUCUUCAACCGCUGGACCUACGAUGACGUCUCGGUUGCAGAUAUCAGUCUUGUUGACUACAUUGGAGUCCAAGCAGCUAAACACGCUACCUUUGUUCCCCACACAGCUGGAAGAUACUCUGUUAAGAGAUUCAGGAAGGCUCAAUGCCCCAUUGUUGAGAGGCUUACAAACUCUCUCAUGAUGCACGGAAGAAACAAUGGUAAGAAGUUGAUGGCGGUGAGGAUCAUCAAGCACGCUAUGGAGAUCAUCCACCUCUUGACUGAUGCCAACCCUAUUCAGAUCAUCAUUGAUGCUAUUGUUAACAGUGGUCCACGUGAAGAUGCUACUAGAAUCGGAUCUGCUGGUGUUGUUAGGAGACAAGCCGUUGAUAUCUCUCCUCUAAGACGUGUUAACCAGGCGAUAUUCUUGCUCACCACUGGUGCUCGUGAGGCUGCUUUCAGAAACAUUAAGACUAUUGCUGAGUGUCUUGCUGAUGAGUUGAUCAACGCUGCCAAGGGCUCAUCCAACAGCUAUGCCAUCAAAAAGAAGGAUGAGAUUGAGAGAGUUGCCAAGGCCAAUCGUUAAGGAGUUUCUUUUUGUCCUAAGGGUUACAAACUUAUCAAUGAAAGUUAUGUUUUGUUUGCACUAGAUUGGAAUAUGUUACAGAUGUUUUGUUCUUUGAUCUAUGAAAUUUUUUUCGUCUGAACUACUUCAAAUAGAUAAUUUUUUAUUGUUGAAGCAAUUUUGGUUAAGCUUUUUAUCAGUUUUGGUGCAAAAGAGUGAAUACUAUUACAUUUAUUUGAGCGCACGCACGUACGGC